AUGGUUCAACCGUCUGCGACAGUUGUCCCUCCAGAAGUUUUAUCUUCAGCAACUCCUACAAGGAGUCUACCCACCCUUGUUGGAUACCCUAGCCAGGGACAUUACAAUAAUCUUCAACCUCGUAUAACCCCUACUCCUACAUCGACAUGCCCGCCGAAUGCGCUUGUCGUCCAACUAUCCACGACACUGCUCAUACCCGACUACUCUCGUUUCUUUGCACCUACCAAUAUCGAGACAUUUUCGCCCUCCUACACAGCACUCGCCGAUGGAUCUUUACUUACACCUCCCUUCAAUCGAGACAUAACAGACUCCAACCUUAGUCUUCUCGUCACCGGAGCAUUAGCAAUAAUAUUUGCCAGAAAUAUCAUCGUUUCUGGAGACUAUGUCCGCCGCGGAAAGGUCAAAAAGAGAUUUCUCUUCUAUGUUCUCUUUCUCAGUCAAAUUCUCUCACCAAUCGCUUUUAUUCCCGUUAUUCUAUCAUAUUUUAGCCAGAGCUUACAUUGUACUGCAGUGAUCAUUCUUUCCUGUGUAUCUGGAACUACUUCGCUUGCUCUUCUGAUAACUGUAAUUCUGGGAGUGAAGGUGUAUAAAUGUCUAAAUAACGCAUGGUUUGUCCUCGUAAUUCUGGGCUUAUUCCAAGCGGCAUCCACAACUUUGGUCGUAUUCGACGUCAUCUCAACCAAAGGCAUCCGUCGAUUAACAGGUAGCAGUUGUAUACGCAGUGACGAUCUGCGAUAUACUCGGUAUUUUGUUAUCACGCAAUUUCUGGAGUCGUUAUUCAUUUGCUGCUGUUUCGUUUAUGUUUGUUGGAAAUCUCGUGGUUCUCCUGAUGCUCGAGGCAGAAUCUCUAUCGAGCUUUCGAUGGAUGAAUUGCCCAUCGAAGUACCGGAGGAUCCUCCUGAAAAGGUUCAGACUACUCGAAGGGGAUGGUGGGAUUACGUCUCUGAAGUGGACAAUAGGCCUGAACCCGAUGACCGUGAAACUACCAUAAAAAAACCGCCAAAGCGAGUGUUGAAAACCUUCCUAUCUACUAUAGGCGACUUUCGAGAGAGACAAAGGGAAAUCAAAAGGAAGAGGUUAAGAGCGUACAAGAAAACGGCACAAAGAAACGUAGAGAACCCUUCAAAUCUUCCUCGAGAGGGUGAAAUGAAUGAUUCAAGAAAUUCUUUCGCACCCUCAUAUAUGAGUAGAUUAAGCCGAUUAAUCCCGCGUAUGGAAUUGUUCCAAGAAGUUAUUAAGGAUGAGUUACUUUAUACCACAUUCUUUACCUCUACGUGUGUUAUAGUUGCCGUUCUUGCUAUCAUUGGAGUCAAUUUCAAGAAUGGUCUUAGCGUCACAGGCUGGAUAGCUCUUAACUGCAACUUCGGACGUGUUGUUCACAGACAUGAACGAGAUGUUCUCCUACAACAACCUACCAGGUGUGCGAUAAUAACGCAAGCCGCCAACAAAAUUGCCGCCCGAGAACGGAGGACGCAAGCGCGGACUCUCUCAAGCACCCUUCCACUGACACGAAGCUUACGGAUCGCCAGCACCAGCGAUCCAUUCGCAGAUACGCAUGCUCUGGAGAAACCUACCAAUCCUUUCAUUUCGGCACUCGAUGACAAAGUAUCCGGGGAGCAGCCGUCUCCCGAGGAUCAUGACUUCUCUUCGACAAUUUCCAUCCUACGGCCAAAUCAGCGAGACGAAAAUAUGACCACUUCUCAAUUUGCAGCCAGACAUUUAUCGCAACUUCCACAAGAUCUUGAUGUUCCAACUUCAACAUUGGGGACUCCUCUGGUUCCUGUCAGUGAAGCUGAUAUCUCUCAACAACAAAGGUUUUAUCAGGACUGGAUCAUCUCAGGCAGUCGACCAUCCAGUUAUUCAGCGAGCGAGCGCAGCAUCCAAGUUCGCGAGACCUUAUACGGCGAUAGAACCCAAUGA
Molecule: messenger RNA, 1920 nt
Organism: Psilocybe cubensis
Lineage: Eukaryota; Fungi; Basidiomycota; Agaricomycetes; Agaricales; Agrocybaceae
Exons: 7
Coding region: 1-1920 (639 amino acids)
Source: RefSeq, a predicted model, not a curated record